Messenger RNA from Fundulus heteroclitus (mummichog), 2224 nucleotides. RefSeq names its product transmembrane p24 trafficking protein 4 (gene tmed4). Gene Ontology annotation, cellular component: endoplasmic reticulum; Golgi apparatus; endoplasmic reticulum-Golgi intermediate compartment. The transcript is spliced from 5 exons. Bases 63 to 725 code for a protein of 220 amino acids. Gene Ontology annotation, biological process: positive regulation of canonical NF-kappaB signal transduction; endoplasmic reticulum to Golgi vesicle-mediated transport; Golgi organization. Lineage: Eukaryota; Metazoa; Chordata; Actinopteri; Cyprinodontiformes; Fundulidae. The record is from RefSeq and is a predicted model, not a curated record.
GGACUGCAGGAAAUCCCCUUCCUGGUUCCGCUGCUGAUGUACGCUGAAGUGAAGGAGGUGACAUGGUGCUCUCCGUCCCAGCCGCUGCUGUUACUCUCCUGGUAGUCUGGAUUUACCCCAGCUACGCGCUGUAUUUCCAUAUCGGAGAGACAGAGAAAAAGUGCUUCAUUGAGGAAAUUCCCGACGAGACCAUGGUCAUCGGAAAGUACCGGACUCAGCUGUGGGACAAACAGACCGGCUCCUUCCUCCCAUCCACUCCGGGCCUUGGGAUGCAUGUGGAGAUCAAGGAUCCAGACACAAAGAUCAUCCUCUCUCGUCAGUACGGCUCCGACGGACGCUUCACGUUCACCUCUCACACUCCUGGAGAGCAUCAAAUCUGUUUGCACUCAAACUCAACAAAGAUGGCUCUGUUUGCCGGAGGAAAGCUGAGAGUCCAUCUGGAGAUCCAGGUCGGAGAACACACCAACAACUACCCUGAAAUCGCAGCAAAGGACAAACUGACGGAGCUGCAGCUGCGAGUGCGCCAGCUGCUGGACCAGGUGGAGCAGAUCCAGAAGGAGCAGAACUACCAGCGGUACCGGGAGGAGAGGUUCCGCAUGACGAGCGAGAGCACCAACCAGCGCGUCCUCUGGUGGUCCAUUGCUCAGACGUUCAUCCUCAUCGUCACUGGAAUCUGGCAGAUGAGGCACCUGAAAAGUUUCUUUGAGGCCAAGAAACUGGUUUAACAUCUUCUGGGAGACGAGAUAAACACGGUGGACUAAACAGACGACUGAUGCAUCUAGGAGCUGAUCCGGUUAUCAGCCAGGAGUGGUACCGCUUAACCCACACAGCAGCCCUGGGAAACCUUUAGUUUUUACUUGUAAAUGUUUAGAAACACCAUUUCAGCUACAUUUCCACUUGUUAGAUUUUUGGGCCACACUAGAUGUUUAUUAUGUGGUUUUUACACUAAAGAAUUUCUGUCAAAGAAAGGAAAAAGUUCAAACUGUUACAAGAAAUAACUUAAUAUUCAACUUUAUUUUUCCCCCCUUUUUUAAACCUGUAUUCAGCUGCAUUCCUCCCGAUUUCAAAUGUAUCCAAAUAUAAUCUCGGUACACAGGCUGCUGUUGUCAUGGUUGGUUUGACAUGACUACCAGUGGUCCUCAGUUCCUGUCCUCCAGGGCCCCUUUCCUGCAGCUUUGAUUGGUUACUCUGCUUCAGCACAUCUGAGUCACAUAAUCUGCUCAUCAGCAGGACUCUGGAGAACCUGACUGCAGACUGAGGAGGUAAGGGAUUCAGGUGAGAUGGACCAGGUACAUGUGUUAAAGCUGCGGGACACUGGACCUCCAGGACCGCCGGAAUUGAGGACCACUGGACUAGACGUCUUUUCCCUGUUAAUGUAUGAAGCAGCAAAUAUUCCUUUGAAUUAAGACAUUAAAGCUUCCCUUGUUUGAUUUGUAAAGAAUUGUAUCUCAACAUGAAACCUUUGUAAAGCCUCCUUAAGAUAACCGGUCCACUAUAAACACAGACCCAGUCAGUGCGCUGCUCUCUGAUCAUUUGGUGGCUGAGCUGCGGAGCCGUGUGAGCUUUGGGAGCACGGGGCACGGAUUGUGGAGCCAAAGGAGCACCGUCUGCAGCCGACAGUAUUCACCUGAGCCGCGUGUGAGUCCUUCCCCUUAGAUCUGGCCCAGCUUUGUGUUGUCGUCCUCAUGCAGGCUAUCCAAAUGCAUUCGCUGACUUGUACACCGUCCUCAGCAUGUUCUCUGCUCCACCAUCUGUUCAUCAUCCUGUCACAGACUCAAUGGUCCCGGAGGAUCGUCCGUCCCUGAUAUGUGUGCAUACCCAGACUGUUCUGGAGCUGUGUGUGCAUGUCAAAUCGCUAUUACACACUUUCUUUGCAAUCCUGUCUUAUAUGUAUGGUUGCUAGUGGUUAGCGGUGUGUAUUUUAAAAAAAAAUCAUAAUAAAUGAACACCAAGCAAUAGCCCCUAACGACCCUGGAGAGUGACGGGUGGGACAUUGAUUUACAUCUGACUUGUCCUUUAGAACAGCACCGCUCCAGGACUGACGGAGUCCUGGAUUUGUGCCGAAUGUUUUUGAAAAAACUAAUUAGUGAAGGUCCGCUUGCCUCCGAUUUAAUCCUGUUUGCUGUUACUUAGAUUUACGACGAUUAGAGCCUCUAAAUCUAGCGGGGUAAGUGUGAAUCUGUAAUGCAGGGGACCUGGGUUUGAGUCUCAGUUGCAUCAAGAA